Molecule: messenger RNA, 2205 nt
Organism: Salvelinus sp. IW2-2015
Lineage: Eukaryota; Metazoa; Chordata; Actinopteri; Salmoniformes; Salmonidae
Product: sorting nexin-18-like
Biological process (GO): endosomal transport; protein transport; endocytosis
Cellular component (GO): cytoplasmic vesicle; plasma membrane
Molecular function (GO): protein binding; phosphatidylinositol binding
Source: RefSeq, a predicted model, not a curated record
UAACAAUAUGGAAACUUGACCAAACGUAUUGCUCGCUGCUGUGUUGCCUGCUGAAUGCAUAUCUCAGUGGUUAAAUGUAGCCUAGAACUAGCUCCACCCUCGAUUAUUCAGGAUUCUUUCGUCUGCGGACUAGUCCUGUUACGAGCCUUUAGCAUCUGGAAUAGGACUUUCUCCGUUGUACCUUUUCAUGAAGAAAAAKAAGACAUUGUUCUUUGACUUUCACGCAUGCGAUUAGACUACAGAGAAUACAAGCGCAUGUUUUACAACUUGAAAUGUAUUUUCGGACGAUAWUCUACAGCCCAAUUGCAAAGGACUAAAACUAAAAAAGAGUUUGGUGCUGAAUACAAAGUGAUACGGUGGUCCGAUGGCUCGCUCGCAUGACUAAUUAAUAGUCUAUCAGGACUCGGUCGCGCGCUCCCCUGUUGUUUGUGUUAUGAACUAUGGCGUUUAGGGCAAGAGCCUUGUACGACUUUAGUUCGGAAAAUCUAGGAGAGAUAUCAAUUACUGAGAACGAAGUUGUUACUUUAUACAGCGAACAAGACAUAGAGGGAUGGCUAGAGGGAACAAACAGCAGAGGGGAUACUGGUCUUUUUCCAGCCUCAUACGUGGAGAUUCUCAGAAAUGAAUCAUCUGACAUCUCGUCCAACAAUAAUGGCAUGUCGGCGGAUCAAGGUCAACCCGACUCCCCAUCAAGUGGAUAUGAUUCAUCAUACUAUUCCCAGUCCCACUCUCGUGCUGAGAACAUUAAAGAUCCGACCCACUCCGCUUAUCCUGUGCAAACUCCCCAGCGCCAUGGUUACCAGACCAGUCAAGGUAGUGAUGAUGACUGGGAUGAUGACUGGGAUGACAGCUCUACUGUGGCGGCUGAGCCUGGAACUAAACAUGACAAUGAUAGAACUAGUUCCACAGCAUACACAGUGACUACUUCGUUGCCUGGGAGACGUGACAGUGCCCAAGCCAAAAGUUCAGCAACAAUAGGUAAAAACCUCAACAGGUUCUCAACCUUUGUGAAAUCUGGCGGAGAGGCUUUUGUAUUGGGUGAGGCAGCUGCCUUUGUCAAAGAUGGGGACAAGAUCUGUGUUGUCAUGGGGCAGUAUGGGCCAGAGUGGGAGGAAGACCCAUACCCGUUUGCCUGCUCCAUCGAUGACCCCACCAAACAGACAAAAUUCAAAGGCAUGAAGAGUUACAUGUCAUACAGACUGACUCCGUCCCACACCCAGAGCCAGGUGAAUAGAAGAUACAAGCACUUUGACUGGCUCUACGCUCGACUUGUGGAACGCUUCCCUGUCAUCUCAGUCCCCCAUCUGCCUGAGAAACAGGCCACUGGGCGCUUUGAGCAGGACUUUGUCUCCAAACGCAGAAAAGGUUUGAUAUGGUGGAUGAACCACAUGACGAGCCACCCUGUCCUGGCUAGAUGUGACGUCUUCCAGCACUUCCUCACCUGCCCCAGCACAGACGAGAAGACGUGGAAGAUGGGCAAGAGAAAGGCAGAGAAGGAUGAGUUGACUGGCGCUAACUUCUUCCUAACCAUCUCCACCCCGGCUGUUCCACUGGACCUACAGGAGGUAGAGAACAAGGUCGAUGGGUUUAAAGCCUUUACCAAGAAGAUGGAUGACAACUGCCUAGUGGUGAAUGCCACCAUCAACGAGUUCGCCCGGAAGCAGAUCACCGGCUUUAAGAAAGAGUAUCAGAAAGUGGGUCAGUCUUUCAAACUGCUGGGCCAAGCCUUUGAGAUGGACCAGCAGUCCUAUUCUGUAGGACUGAACCGUGCCAUAGCAUUCACAGGAGAGGCCUACGAGGCUAUAGGAGACUACUUUGCUGAGCAGCCCAGACAGGAUUUGGACCCCAUAUCGGAUCUGCUGGACCUGUACAAGGGACACCUGGCCAACUAUCCUGAUAUCAUCCAUGUUCAGAAAGGUGCCCUUACCAAAGUGAAGGAGUGCCAGAAACAAGAAGGGGAGGGAUCAACCAUCAACGAGCGUUGUAACAUAAUUUCCUGCGCCACACUGGCUGAGAUCCAGCACUUUCACCGUACGCGCGUACGUGACUUCAAGAGCCAGAUGCAACACCACCUCCAGCAGCAGAUCAGCUUCUUCCAGAAGAUCACUGGGAAGCUAGAAGAGGCACUGCAGAAGUACGACGAGGACAUCAUAUAAGGGCCUGGAGAGAUGAGCAUGGAUACAGAGGGAUUGGAAGAGAGGAGGA